AUGUCAUUUUAUCGAAAUGAAAUUGAUGGGCUACGAGCAGUUGCUGUUAUUCCAGUUGUUUUAUAUCAUACUGGCUGUACUUCAUAUUUUGCUGGAGGUUAUAUUGGUGUUGAUAUAUUCUUUGUUAUCAGUGGUUAUCUAAUUACAUCUGUCAUUGAAAAUGAACGUGAAGAAGACAAAUUUUCACUUGUUCAUUUUUAUGAACGACGAUGUCGUCGGAUUCUUCCAGCACUUUUUUUCAUUUUAUUUAUUAGUAGUAUUUUUGCUUAUCAUUGGAUGUUACCUGAUCAAUUGAAAGAAUGUGGACAAACUUUAAUUUCUAUUGUUGCUCUUUCUUCAAAUAUAUUCUUUUGGUGGAAAGAUGAUGGUUAUUUUACACAAUUAACUGAAUUAAAUCCUUUUAUUCAUACAUGGAGUUUAGCUGUCGAAGAACAAUUUUAUUUUGUAUUUCCAUUAAUAUGUUAUUUUUCUGGAAAGAAAAAACAUUGUCUUAUUAUUUUACUGAUAUUUUUGACUUUGUUUAGUUUUUUUCUUGCUCAAUGGGGUGGAAAUUUUCAAUCAACUUCUAAUCAUCAUUUUCAUAUGUUUUCUCAACAUUCAUGGGCAUCAUUUUACUUACCUAUAGGACGAGCAUGGGAGUUAUUACUCGGUUCUUUUGCUGCUUUCUACUUAAAACUCAAAAGAUCAGUCAGAAAUGUGCCUCCAUUUCCAAAUUCUUAUACUCUUAUACCUACAGUGGGUGCAACAUUGAUUAUUUUAUUCGGACAAGACGAUACAUUAGUUGGACGAUUACUUUCUAUACGUCCAUUACGUUGGAUAGGUCUUAUUUCUUAUAGUGUCUAUCUUUGGCAUCAACCUUUACUGGCUUUUGUUCGCAUACGAGCUACAAAUACACCAGAAAUAUUACCUAUGUUGAUGAUAGUCAGUAUUGUCUUUCCACUUAGUACUUUUAGUUAUGUUUUUAUUGAAAAACCAUUUCGUAAUAAAAACAAUUUUUCUCGAAAACAAAUAUUUUCUGCUUCGUGUAUAACUGCUGUAAUGACAUUUAUUCUUGCAUUAUUUCUUAUUCAAACUGCAACUAAUCGAACAUUACUACUGAACAAAGCAGCUGAUUCUUAUCUAUCUGAUUUAGCAAAAUAUGGUCAUGGAGGAUAUGUUGAAGGAGCAUUUGAUGCUUUAAGACAAAAGACAAAUACAUUUUCAACUCAAACAUCAACAAUAAAUAAAAAACUGAUACUAAUUGGUGAUAGUUUUGCACAAGAUUUUUAUAAUAUAAUUAUUGAAGGAAAACAUUUAACCAAUUAUGAAAUUCGUGUAUUUUUUGUUCAUGGACGUUGUCAAAUGUAUAUAGGUCCAGAAGAUCGAAAACAAUUUAUUAAUGCAAUCGAUCAACAAACAUGUGAAAAUCGUAAUGAUAUUAAAUAUGCUUUACCUCUUAUUCGGCAAGCCGAUAUUAUUAUUUUAUCUGGUAAAUGGUUUGAAUGGAGUGCUAAACGAUUACCAAUGACAUUAAAAUUAUUAAAUUUAACAAAACAGCAACAAAUAUUUGUUAUUGGACGAAAACAUUUUGGUAAUGUUAAUCUAAAAUUAUAUGUUAAUAAAUCAACUGAAUAUCGUCUUAAACAAUAUCAAUAUCCGAGUAAAGAAGUGAUCGAAAUUAAUAAUUUAUUAGAAAAAACAAUAGAUGAAUUCAUAUUUGUCAAUAUACUAAAAAUGAUCUGUACUGGAUAUAAUCGGACAUGUCCUAUUUUUACUCGUGAUGGAAAAUUAAUAACAUAUGAUGGAAGACAUUUGACUAAAUAUGGUGCUAUUUAUGUUGGAAAUAUUAUUUUUAAAAAUAAACCAUUAAAUAAAUUAUAA
Messenger RNA from Rotaria sp. Silwood2, 1860 nucleotides. Lineage: Eukaryota; Metazoa; Rotifera; Eurotatoria; Philodinida; Philodinidae. The record is from the annotation of a GenBank genome assembly.